Molecule: messenger RNA, 2144 nt
Organism: Phlebotomus papatasi
Lineage: Eukaryota; Metazoa; Arthropoda; Insecta; Diptera; Psychodidae
Gene: Uev1A
Product: ubiquitin-conjugating enzyme E2 variant 1
Exons: 4
Coding region: 443-877 (144 amino acids)
Biological process (GO): protein K63-linked ubiquitination; DNA damage tolerance
Cellular component (GO): nucleus
Source: RefSeq, a predicted model, not a curated record
GAUAAACUUAUCGCUUCGUUAUUCUUUGAUGUGCAUGCUCUUCCUGGAGAAACUUUAGCAUUUAAAUUGCAUUUUUUCCACAAAAAUCUCUAUUUUCUCCCCUUGAAGGGCCAGAUUGAAAUCUCUAAUUUGCCCUUGAUUGAUUUCCAUUCUGCAAUUUUGUGAAAAAAUACCUAAAUUGUGGGAUAAAAAAAAAUCUGUCACCUCAAACUGUCAUUCAGAUUAUUCGGACUUUAUGGACCCGAAAGUGAGUCCGAUAGCCGUAAAAAGCAAAAGGGAAGAUUUUUGAUGAGAUUUGUGGUGAGAGAAGGAACAUUUCCAGCAUCAAUUGUGUGUGAUAAAGUGUACAGAGCCAUUAGCCAGGUGAUUGAGUGUACAGCGAGAUAAACAAGAGGGUGAUUACUUUUGCAAAAAAGGCCAUCAGUCGUCAAAGAUUUUCACAAUGGCGAAUCCCACAACCGGUGUUGUGGUGCCACGGAACUUUCGCCUCCUGGAGGAACUGGAGCAGGGUCAGAAAGGCGUGGGCGACGGAACGAUUUCCUGGGGCUUAGAAAAUGAUGAUGAUAUGACUCUCACCCACUGGACGGGAAUGAUCAUUGGACCGCCCAGAACACCAUACGAGAAUAGGAUAUACUCAUUAAAAAUUGAAUGUGGCGAAGGAUAUCCAGAUGACCCGCCAGUGCUUAAAUUCUUAUCUAAAAUUAAUAUCAAUUGUAUCAAUCAAAGUACAGGAGUGGUUGAUCAUAGACUAGUUCCAAUGCUGGCCAGAUGGAAUCGAGAAUACACGAUCAAAACAAUGCUACAGGAAAUCCGUAGGAUUAUGACAAUGAAAGAGAAUUUAAAGUUGGCACAACCACCAGAGGGCAGUUGUUUUUAGUGCUCUCCUGCAUAAAAAAAGUGAAAAGAAAAAAAAACCGUGAGAAAAAAAAGAAAAAUUAAAUCUUUUGUGUUUUUUGUCUUUUUUUUCCUUCACGAAAAACACGAAAAGAAGAAAAAUGAAGAAAAAUAAGACGUAAAGAAAUUUCACCACGGCUAAAAAAAACUAUUAGAUUAUCCCCAUUUUAAUUUAGAGUUUUUUUCUUUUGCUGUGUUUUAUAUUUUUUGUUUCUAUUUUUUUGAGAGAAUAAUGUUGGUAAAAAAAUAGUGCAUGACUGAGAAUGUUGAAGGAAGAUGUUGAAUAAAAGGAUUUUCUUUUUUUAUAAAUAAAUUUUUUUCAAAUACUUCAACGGAGUCAAGGCUUAAAACUAAAGAAAUUGCGCGGGAAAUUAAAAAAAAGAAACCAUGAAAAAGAUUAUGGAGAAAUUGUAGAGAGAAAAAUAAGAAAAAAAUGUUAAGUUAUUAUUUUUUUAUAAAUACAACAGCGAGAAUUGUGUAUGUAUAAAAAAUGAAUUAGAUUGUAAUUCACGGUGAACUAGAGACGAAGAAAAAAAUUCUCAUUUUAUUUGAAAGAAAAUGAGGAUUUUUUUAAAAAAAAUAAAAUGUAAAACACAAUCUCUAAAAAAGAAUAAACUUUAAGAGACAAUUGAUGAAAAAAUAAGAAAAAAAACUGAAAAAAAUAAACAAUAUUUAAUCGCUCUAUAAUAUUCUCUAAAAAAACAAGAUUUAUGAUAUAAAAUGAAAGCAAAGAUAAAAUGUGAAGUUAGUAACACGGAUAUUGGUCAAUUUUUUCUCCUAGUUUUUUUUUUUUGAUCUAUCUCACCCCAAAACUCAAAACGGUAGAUUUUUUGCGAGAUUUGUAGAGAUUUCUUUUUAAAAUUUUCUUUUAGACAAUUUCCAGUAAAUUCUCAUAAAUCCAUCAUUCUAAUUGCCUAUAGUAAAAAAAAAUCAGUUUUCGUUUAAGAUAAAUUAAAAAAAAAUAAUAAAAGAAUCCAAUGAAAAGAAAAUUUAGCUUCAAUUAUGUAAUUUAAAAAAGAAAUGAGAUAAAAUGAAAGAUUUUAAUUUUGAAAGAGAGAGAGAAAGAAAACCUCUUGAACAAUAUAGUUUAAAAUGAUUUAACAAAAAAGUAAAAUUUGAAAAAAAAGAUAAAGUGGAGAAAUGUAAGCUAAGAAAAAAAACCAAGAUGAUAAAACACCUUAAAAUGUAAUAAAAAAAAUCAGCUUUUAUCUUGAUAUAAUGCAUAUGAAAUAAAUUAAUUUUAAAUUUGA